Molecule: messenger RNA, 6101 nt
Organism: Dermochelys coriacea (leatherback sea turtle)
Lineage: Eukaryota; Metazoa; Chordata; Testudines; Dermochelyidae
Gene: FLRT3
Product: fibronectin leucine rich transmembrane protein 3
Exons: 3
Coding region: 1622-3571 (649 amino acids)
Molecular function (GO): protein binding
Source: RefSeq, a predicted model, not a curated record
GCUUUAACUUCAGACUCUGAGGUGGGCUGUGUGUACGUAACUGGAAUGCUUUCCCUCUCUCACUCCUUCGCAGCGUAGGAGAAGUGAUCUGACACAGUAUAAGCUCACACCACAGCUGCUCUUGCUUUUUGUUACUGGACCUGAAAUAAGGGCUUUUAUGACUUCGCUUAUCCAUUCGAAGUGGAAUAACGGCUGUUGCUGCACUGUAAAUAGGAAUUCUUUUUCUCACCUUGCAGGAUGAAAUAAUGCAGAAGUCUAAGCAUUCACACAAUUUGGAAAUACUGUAUCUGUUAUUGAGGUAAAAUGUUAACACAGUACUUAGAUCCAGCCUUUCCACCUGUCAUACAGUAACUAGUCAACAGUAUUUCUGACAUUUUAUAUUUAAAACCAAGAAGAGAUUAACCUGUUCCUUCAGUUUAGCAAGAAUGAAAAUCGAGAUAGCAGUAGUAUGCAAAGCCUUCAAUGAGACUGGACUUCUAUUUGUAAUCAAAUGGAAUAUAUGUCAUGAUUUCUCUACAGUCUGUUGAUUAAAGCUGAUUUCAGUUACUAUUGUGCUGAGAUGAAUAUAACAAAAUAGCUAAAGAAAAAUCCCAAUAAAUGUGAAAUGAGACAGCAGAAUGUCUGUUAACGAUUCCACUCAUUUUGCUGAAUUACCAGCAUACUAAGGCAACAAAAUGUAUUGGUUAUGUAAAUAAUAAAUGUAGCUCAAAUUGUAUAAAGAAUACAGAUCAGCAUUUCUUUGUAUGCGAGUGUCCACUGUUAUUCAUUAAAAUCUGUUUACUUUCACAGGAAAUUAACAGCUUAAAGAACAGUUUAUAAGAGGAGUGGGUUGGUUUUUUUUAGAAGGAAUUAGCAUGUUCCUGUUUCUUCAGAAGAAUAUCAAAUGAUUUAAAGAAAAACAAUCUAUUGUAAAAGAACUCGUAUGGUUAUAGAGCGUGAGGAAAUAUUUUCUGCAUUGAAAAUUUUCAUCAAGUAUACAGAAGUGAAAGUUGGAAGCAGUUCUUUCACUGCAGGUAUGGAUUUAUCAGCAUGUAGCUACUGUACAAAGUUUAUACUUGGAUAAUUUUGGACAGAACCUCUUUUUUUUUUUGACCUUCUGAAGGGGCUAUCAUCAUUCAAGUUUCAGCAUAAUGAACGAUUUCCAUCAUGUGGAGCUGAAGUUACUAUCUUUGACUACUAUGCUAUACAGAAGAGUUUGUAAGAAAUACAAGGAAAUCAAUUUCUGUUAAGGGCAUUACACAAAACAAAAGAGACUCUUCACGUACAGACUUUAUUUGAAGAACAAAAUAGAAAUCUCAUUCCUGCAUAGUGACAGGAAGUUGAAGCUUUUCUUCUCCACAGCUUGGUGUGCUUAUACACCAUGAUAAACCUUUGUUGGAAUGUUCACUGAAAACAGUGGAACUAGUCAGAAAGCAUUUACUACCAACAACAAUCACUUGAGUAAACACAGAUAAGGAAGACCAGCUACAUGGAAUAAACCGUAAGACUCCAAAAGUCAUUCUCCACAGUAAAAAAUUUAUGUUUAUUGGAUUUCUGCAAGCAGAAAGUUUACUCAUACUUUUAAAUAAGGUUGUAGAAGACCAGAAAACUAGACUGUGUACAAAUCUCAUUGUUCCUGACCAUGAUCAGUGUAACUUGGAACAUCUUCCUAAUUUGGACUAAGAUAGGGUUGUUGCUUAAAAUGGCACCUCAUUCUGUCAGUGCCAAAUCAUGCCCAUCUGUGUGUCGCUGUGAUGCAGGUUUCAUUUAUUGCAAUGAUCGUGAAUUGACAUCAAUUCCUACUGGAAUUCCACAGGAUGCUACCACCCUCUACCUUCAGAACAAUCAAAUAAAUAAUGCUGGGAUUCCUUCAGACCUGAAAAACUUGCUUAGGGUAGAGAGAAUAUAUUUAUAUCACAACAGUUUAGAUGAAUUCCCUACCAAUCUCCCUAAGUAUGUUAAAGAACUGCAUUUGCAGGAAAAUAAUAUAAGGACCAUUACUUAUGAUUCGCUUUCACAAAUUCCUUAUCUGGAAGAAUUGCAUUUGGAUGAUAAUUCAGUUUCUGCUGUUAGUAUUGAAGAUGGAGCUUUCCGGGACAACAUUUAUCUCAGACUACUUUUUCUCUCUCGAAAUCACCUUAGCACCAUUCCCUGGGGUUUGCCUAAAACAAUAGAAGAGCUACGCUUGGAUGAUAAUCGUAUUUCCACAAUUUCAGAGGUGUCCCUUCAAGAUCUUACAAAUCUAAAACGUCUGGUUUUAGAUGGAAAUCUUUUAAACAAUCAUGGAUUAGGAGACAAAGUCUUCAUAAAUCUAGUCAACUUAACAGAACUGUCGUUGAUCCGCAAUUCCCUUACAGCUGCUCCCAUAAAUUUGCCAGGCAUAAACCUAAGAAAGCUUUAUCUUCAAGAAAAUCAUAUAAAUCGUGUACCACCUAAUGCUUUCUCUGACCUAAGGCAAUUGUAUCGACUAGAUAUGUCAAAUAACAAUCUAAGCAAUUUACCUCAGGGUAUCUUUGAUGACCUGGACAACAUAACUCAAUUGUUUCUUCGUAACAAUCCAUGGUACUGCGGAUGCAAAAUGAAAUGGGUCCGUGACUGGCUUCAAUCAUUACCUUUAAAAGUUAACGUACGUGGACUGAUGUGUCAAGCACCAGAGAAAGUGCGUGGAAUGGCUAUCAAGGACCUCAGCACAGAGCUAUUUGAUUGUAAGGAUGAUAGUACUGUAAGCACCAUCCAAAGUAUUACUGCAAUACCAAACACAUUAUACCCUGCCCAAGGGCAUUGGCCAGUUUCUGUGACCAAACAGUCAGACAUAAAGACUCCCAAUCUAAAUAGAAACUACAGAACCACAGCAAAUCCAGUAAGGAAAAUCAUUACAAUCAUUGUGAAAUCUGUAAGCACCGAGAGCAUUCAUAUUUCUUGGAAAGUUGCACUACCAAUGACUGCUUUAAGACUGAGCUGGCUAAAAAUGGGUCACAGCCCUGCCUUUGGAUCUAUAACUGAAACAAUAGUUACAGGAGAUAGAAGUGACUACCUACUUACAGCCCUUGAGCCAGAGUCACCAUACCGUGUAUGUAUGGUUCCCAUGGAAACCAGCAACAUCUAUCUGUCUGAUGAAACCCCCAUUUGUAUAGAGACUGAAACAGCAUCUCUUAAGAUGUACAAUCCUACAACAACCCUAAACCGAGAGCAAGAGAAAGAACCUUACAAAAAUUCUAAUUUACCUUUGGCUGCCAUCAUAGGUGGUGUGGUGGCACUAGUAGCUAUAGCACUGCUUGCGUUAGUGUGCUGGUAUGUCCACAGAAAUGGAUCCUUGUUUUCAAGGAACUGUGCAUACAGCAAAGGACGGAGGAGAAAAGAUGAUUAUGCUGAAGCUGGAACUAAGAAGGACAACUCCAUCCUAGAAAUCAGGGAGACUUCUUUUCAGAUGAUACCAAUAAAUAAUGACCAAGUGUCCAAGGAAGAGUUUGUAAUACAUACCAUAUUCCCACCUAAUGGAAUGAAUCUGUAUAAAAACAACCACAGUGAAAGCAGCAGUAACAGAAGCUACAGAGACAGUGGUAUACCAGAUUCAGAUCAUUCACAUUCAUGAUACUGAAGGAAAUAAUGGACAGGAAAGAGCGACUAUAAAGGUUGCUGUUCUACUGCAAAACACUGGAUUAAAAGACUGAAAAAGCAAUGUACUGUACAUUUGCCAUAUAAUUUAUAUUUAAGAACUUUUUAUUAAAAGUUUCCAAUUUCAGGUUACUCCUGCAAUUAAUGCAGUGGGGAUACCUGACCACAAUUCUCUAUUUUAGUACUUUUUAGUAAUUUGUACUGUAUUUUCCUUGCUAAUAUUGAAGUUACAGCCCAUUUAACUUUUGUGUUCUACUGAGUAAGAUGACUUGUUGACUGUGAAAGUGAAUUUUCUUGCUGUGUUGAACAAUCAGGACUUUGCAUUCAUUUAAGAUCCUUGUAAGUAUAAGCACAGGCCAUUUUUCACUUUGGUAUUAAUAAAAUAUUAAACCUGGCAGACAGAGGAGAUGAAAAAGUGGUUGCAAACUUCUUAGAAACUAUAAUGUUGACUCUGUAAACCACGACAGUACUCAAUAAAGAAAAACGUGCGUGGUAAUGGGCAAUAUCAGCUGUCUGGAUAUAUCCAUUUUAACAACAGUGAAAUGAAUUUUUAUAAGCCAGUUUGUCAUCUGCAUGCAACUGAAGCUGUUGACAUAAAAGCAAAAGUUUGAGACCUAAGCAGUUAAUGAAACUCCUCACGAGACUUCAAGAUACACUGCUGUACUACCACCAAAACCAAGGGCACAUUUAAUUUCCAGUUCUCAAAAAUGUUUAAGUCUAUAUAUUAUGGAGAACAUGAUGAUAGCUGAUAGGCAUUUGGGGGAAAUGUUAGUGCCUGCACUUGAACAGAAAAUAUGCUGAUAAUUCCACACAUUAGAAAACAUAUUAGUAUGAACAAGACUAAAAUAAGGCUUCAACCAGUUUUGAGACAUGAUGGUAAAUGGUUAAUUGUACAACUGAUAAAUUUGGAAAUAAAGUCCUUACUUCUAAAGCAUAUAAAAAACCCAACAGACUACAAGUGUAUUAAAUAUAUUUAGACUUGGCAGAAUUUGAUUUUUUUUAAAUAAUUUCAACAGAUAACAUCACUGUUUAUUUUAAGCAUUUUUUCCAUGUAUAUCUAUUUAAAUUUUCACAGUUGUACAAAAUUAUGGAUUCUAAGCAUUUUUAUGAUUUUUAUUCAUUUAAAUUUUCAUGGUUCCAGGAAAUGUUACUGUGUGUUUCAAACAAUGGGGGGGGCAGACAAUUAUUUAAUGAUGUAGACAUUCAGAUUGAAACAUUUAAAUAUACAGAGUACAUAUCCUUCAGUCAAAUUCUAAUAAGGCAAUAUUUUUUCAUCAGUUUGUCUAUAGCCAAAUCAACAUUUAACGACAUUUACCAAUAAAAUUCAAAUCCUUCCAAUCCUAAUCCUUCCAAACCUAAAUAUACUUCCACUACAGUCAGGAAUACUGCCCAUUACUGUCACAAAUUUCCACAAAAUUUAAUAAAUUUGUAAGAUAACAAUUCCUAUUGAAUUGUGAGGUAUUUAGUGUUUUAAACCCAAGCCACUCUUUUUGUUGCCAUAAUCAUUUAUUUUGCAAAUGAAAACCAAAGUGCAUUGUACGCCCUUUGGCCAGUCUUGUAUGUGCCUUGAUCCAAUGCUAUGUGUAUUCAGCUUUUAAAAAUAAAUUGGUAACAAAUUUUUCAUACAUACUUAAGUAUGAAAAACAUUGGUCUUAUUGCUGAAUAAAAUGUAAAAGUAAGUACAGAACAAUGUGUUUUGCUUUUCCUAACUCAUGUGCAAAAAAAGCAGUUAAAGAAUUAAAAAUGUAGGCUGUGAACUAGUAAGAAAUCGAAUAGGAGGCAAUUACUUUUCAGGUCACGAACUUCAACUGCUUCUUUGUCAAGCACAGUACCAUAGUGUUUGGCUGGGAUUUUUUUUUAAUCAUUUUGAAAACAGGUUGUCACUUAACUCGAUAACUAUAAUAUUAACAACAGAAGGUUGGCAAGACAUAGCCUGUUAUCUCUCUAAAGUACAAGAGAGUACUCAGUUGUUGAAAGAAUUUUUAUAUUAAUGAACUGGAGAUACAGAGAUGGAAUAGAACACCAACACAAGGUAAAGCACAGUAUGAGUUUAGAGACUUUCGAAAAACAGACAUACCAAAUGCCUAAAUAUAUCUUUUGGAUGGCAUUUCUGCAGGGAGAAAGAAUGCAUAGAAAGUAAAACUCAACACUUUUAAGAAUGUUUUUGUAACAGCGCACUUGGAAUGCAAGACAAUGCUCAAUUGAUAAAAAUGUGACUUCUGUUUUUGCUACUGAAACCCAGACUGGAGUAAGAGGCCCACCUCUACAGAUGUGUAUGCUGCAAAUUGAUCAAUUUUUAGAAGUAACAUAUUUCUCUCUCUCACACUCCCACUGGUUGAUCAUUAUGCCCAGAGCCUUAAAACUUGUUAGAUUUUCCCUUAACCAUGGCUCGAGAACCAGAAAAAUUACAAAGAAGGUAAGUUUUGAUUGGUUCAACAGACAAAUCUAUUCUCCUCCCAGCCAACUCCACUCUUCUAACUUUUCAGACACAUCUAAGGCUUACAAUA